Molecule: messenger RNA, 4255 nt
Organism: Bursaphelenchus xylophilus (pine wood nematode)
Lineage: Eukaryota; Metazoa; Nematoda; Chromadorea; Rhabditida; Aphelenchoididae
Source: the annotation of a GenBank genome assembly
AUGUCAAGACUAACCCCGAAGCCAACGUUAAAGAAGGGUGGCAGUGAUCCGAAGACGCCCCAAUUGCCUCAACUAAAUCUGCCACUACCUUUCCCACACCUUUUGUCCACGGCCAAAAACAAAAGUCCGUCGAUUUCUGGGAGAUCAGUGAGGUCGAUUCGCUUCGAUAAACGGCAUUCACAUGACAAUGAGUCCGCCACUUUACAGGUGAGGGAAAUUUUUUUCUUCUUUCAACAGAAUUUCCUGGGGCAGGUUUUAAGAAAAAAGCUAGGUUAGAGGCAGAGAUUGCCACGGUCAAAAUGUGGGCUCCGGCUCCCGGCUCCGUGCAAAUUUUAAAAAGGUCUCCGGCUCCGGAGCUGUGGCAAUCUCUGGUUAGAAGGAGGGAUCGGAGUAUUUUAACGCCUUGUUAUAACCAGAGAUUGCCACGGCUCCCGAGCCCAAAGUCGGAGCCAGGCUUCCCAGCGGUCAGAAAAGUAAAAAUUUCGUGAUCUUGUUAAACCAAAUUGCUUGAAAAAACACUGCGGAGGAUGUGACUUGACUGCAAAAACGUUGGCUGUAUAAUCUUAUGAUCACUAAUAACUUUUAUUUUAGGAAAAAUAUUAAAAAAAAAAAAACAUUUUGCAUAGGAGCCGGGAAUCGGAGCCGGAGGCCUUUUUAAAUUUUGCACGGAGCCAAGAGCCGGAGCCGGAGCUGCAAAUUUGGCCUCGGCUCCGGCUCUGGAAGCUAAGAGCUGGAGCCGGAGCCGAAAUUUUGACCGUGGAAAUCUCUGGUUAUAACACUGACCUCUCCUUACUUUGCAUGGGGACUCCCUAAUAAAGAGCGCUUCCAUUGCAUCGUGGAAGCAAUCCGUAUACCGCCAAAUGGCUCCAAAAACGGAAAUUUUUGCUCUCUCCGCAAAGCGACACUAACGUAUUUUUGGAGUCAGAGUAUUUGGCGGUAUUUGGGAUACUUUUUUGGACGCAAUAACUUUGAGCCUUUGAUAAUUUCUUGGUCUUCAAAAAUUUGUGGAUUUCAGAACCUUUGACGAAUUUUUUCCAUUUUUUGAGUGUAGACAAAGUAAUGUGCUUAUGGCUUUGUUGACAAAAUAAGAAGCCUUUUUGUCAAUUUUAGUUGGCUCUCGUUGAAUUGGUCAAACAAAAGAAUCAAUUAGACCAGAAGUUGGCUAACAACACCCAUUCCUUCAAAGAUGUCCUCAUUUAUUGCAAACGGACGAUCGAAAAACAGGAUGAACAGGCAAGUUUUUGAAAGUUGAAAAAAAAAAUUUGGGGUAAGAGUUUAACAAAAAUUACAUGAUCACGUAAAGAUACACCAAAUCGGCAAUAUCGUAUUUUAAAAUGGAGCUUCUGCGAUUACAAAAAAUUGAUAUUUUCCGGACUUAAAAAAAGAGAAAAUGUUUUUUUUUUCAAAAAUUCAACCCAAAAAAAUUGAAAAAUUAUCGCAAAUUCGUCAAAUUAAAAUCAAAAAAGUAUGUUUUUUCAUUUCAAAAACUCAAUUUUUUCGAAAUUUUUCAUUUUAAAAAUAAAAUUUUUUCGUCGUAUUUUACCCAAAAACCCAAUUUCACAUUCAGAUUGAACGUCUCGACGAGACGAUUGGCAAAAACGAGAAACUUUUCGAAGAAAAAAUCGUCAAAGAAAGACUCAAAGCGCAGCAAGAAAUGGAGGAACUAAAACUGGCAGUGGACCGAUUGAACUCUGAGAAUUUGUUGAUGAAAACCCAGCUCAGCAAUUUGGAGCAAAUGGACUUGGAGUUGAAGGAAAUGCGGCAAACAAUUGAGGAUUUGAAGAAGGAAUUGGAGGAAAAAAACGAAAAAAUCGGAAAAAGGGAGCUCAAGGAGAGGGAGCUGAUCAUUAUUACCACGGAAAAGUGAGUGCUGAGGUCUCAAUGUCAUGAAAAAAAUUUUUUGAAUUUUAAUUUUUUUGCAAUUUUAAAAAUUUUCAGAGUCCGAAAGGAGCUGGAAAAAGAGUUCGAAGAAGAAAUCAUCAAAGUGAAAAAGGAAAUGCGCAUUCAAAAUAUGGCACAUAUGGAGGCCAAUCAACAUGUAAGUACCGAAAAAUUUUGGUUAUUGGACGUUAUCUGGGCAAAUUAUAAUUUGCCCAAUCUGCCCAAUUUGCCCAAUCUGUCCAAUUUUUGGUCAUAUGACCUGUCAAAUUGUGGUUUAUUUGAGAAAACAUGAAUUUGACGGGUCAACUUUAAACUUUCCCAAUCUGUCCAAAUCUGACCUGUCAAAUUGCAAUUUGCCCAAUUUGACCGGCCAUUUUGGGAAUAUGGCCCGUCAAAUUGUGGCUUAACCCUGGAAAAAUGAAUUUCACGGGACAGCUUCAAACUUAAUCAACCUAUCUUAUCUGACCGGCAAUUUGAAAUUUGACCAAUUUACCCGCUUAAAAUUUCAAUUUUACCGCCAGCACCAAAUUUUGGGGUUUUUUGGAUAUCUUUUUUUGGAGCCCAUACCUACAAAAUCGUUUGUAUAAUAAAAUACCUCACAACAUACGAACCUCCUUUCAGCUGGUUAAAAAAGCCAAAGCCGACCUGCACAAGGCGCUACGAGAAAGGGACAGUUUACUGAGCAGUAAACGAAAAGCCGAAGCCGAAGUUGAGAUAAUGAGAGAGGAGGCCAAGAAGAGCGAAAUGGAGAAGAAAAGAGUUGACAAAAUAUUACAAAACUUUAACGAUGAAGCGGAGAAAAAGUUGAAGCAAACGGAGAAAAGACUGGCAGAUUGCGAGGAUCUCAGAUUACGAGAUGCUCAAGAAAAUGAGGAGAAGAUCAUGAAGAUGAAUAAGGAAGUAAGUUUGAUGACUAAUUAGCGUGUUGUUGAUGAAAUUCAAGAUGAGUUUGCUCUUAUUUUCAGUUGGAUGAGUUAAAAAUCAAGGCGGAUCAGAUGGACGUGGAUUAUAAGAAGAUGAAGGAUCAAUUGGAAAAUGAAACGGUAAGGAUUAUGGAGUUUUUUAAUAGUAUUUCAUAACUAGGCUUUCAGCUUUGGCAUAAGCUAUUCAAAUAUAAAUCCCUGAAGGUUUGCUUGCGGUUCCAAGCAAAAUCUUACAGGGGAGGUCUUUGACGUAGGUACUAUGACUUUUCGGCCCGACGACAGUCCGGGUAGAAGAUACUGUGGGUUGCCUCGAUUUGUCGUUUUGUUCAUUAGGGAGGCUAGGAGAAGUAUUAAAGGCGUCGCGACACUUGCGGGCAACCCCUUUGCGGGCAGCCGACAUUUUUUGCUUCGAAUUACGAUUUCCCUCCCGUAAUCUACAUAGUGCGAUUUAAAUUUUACAUUGACAACUCUCUGGUACAGAUAAAUCCAGAAAUCUAUUAAAUUCAUUCACUGCUUUCAAAGUUACACGAGUUUGUUUUCAAAAAACGGUAAAAAAUACAUGGAUAAGCUUUUGGUAACUAUUCAAGCCACUUAUACACCCGGAAGCUUAAUCCGCACCAUCUAAUGCCAAAUUCAUCGUUAGAAUUUCCUGUUGUAAACAAAUUUUGGUUGAUUUCAAAAGAUGUCCGCAGAAUCUCCGUGGUUUUUCAAGCUGCCCGCAAAGUGGUUGCCCGCAAGUGUGGGCCCGCCGGAUUAAAAUUGCUAGUUAUUAAUUUAGAAGUCAUGAGAUUGACAGUCCCCCCAGGAUAGAUUAUCACCCACUUUGAGGUGUUUACGUGUUAUAUUACGUCGGUAAUAGCUCGGUAAGGACUAAGCGUUUUUGUUUUUGAAGCGAGCUUAUGCUACAACAACUUAGGGUCAAGAAAAUUAGGGUUAGCAAUAGCCAAAGUUGAAGGAGAUCUCAAGCUGUAAGCCUUUGCCAAGCUUCCGCUAAGUCUUCGCCGAGAGUCUCCAAUGCUUCAAGCGGCGUUAACAACUCUUGUAAACAUUUGUAAGACCUUUUUCUUGGUUUGUGUUGACCCGAAUUUACAAAAAAAUCGAAAGUUUUGAUGAAAAAAUUUCAACAGUUACUGGAAAGCUGUAUGCAAAAAAUGGCCUAUAUUUCGUCUGAUUGUGAGCGACGUCUCAAUUCAAAUGCCCGCAAACAAAGAUGACACUUACCUUUUUUACCUUCUACAUUUACUUCUUUUCAAUUUCAGAAAGCCCGUAUUGACAUGUCUUGGAAGUUGACCGAACAAAACAAACGGAUCACCCAUUUGAAGGACUUUUUGAACACCGUCUUGGACACGAGUAACGACAGCUACAUUGACGUAAUAAUGGGAGAAAACCGAGCUGCCAUCUUUGGGAAACUGAGUGUCAUGGUCAACUCGAUUCCUGUUUUGUCAUUGUAA